Messenger RNA from Cucumis melo (muskmelon), 789 nucleotides. RefSeq lists its product as uncharacterized. The transcript has 2 exons. NCBI's taxonomy places the organism in Eukaryota, Viridiplantae, Streptophyta, Magnoliopsida, Cucurbitales, Cucurbitaceae. The coding region runs from base 92 to 571 and encodes 159 amino acids. The record is from RefSeq and is a predicted model, not a curated record.
CUUUUUUUUUUAAUCUUCAGGUUUAGUAGUUGUUAAUUUGAAGUUCUAUCAAAGGUGUAGGCCUUUUCUUUUGCAAGCCUUUGAAGGUCUCAUGCAAGUAUAUAUGAGAACGAUGAUUUACUUCACAGAACGAUUCUUGUUUGGAGUCCGACACCUUGUAGUAUUUUAUGAUAGAAAUCAACUAAGAGAAGAUGGACUUAGUCUCCUUGUGGAGAAGCCAUGGACUGGCUCUUUUGCAGAUCAUUGGCCACGCUUAGACAACAGCUCAAUUCUUCCCAGAUUGUCUGUGGAGAUACCUUUAUUUGAGGGAAAAACUGCAUGGGUCCUACAGUCUUCUAUCCAUAACGAGGAUCCUAAUUCUGACAGAGUUCUCACUCUCGGACAACAUUUAAUUGAAGGCCAAACACGUUGGGGCACUAUGACCAAGGUCCCUAGAGAGUUCUGCUUUACUGAUUGCUAUUGGGAGUGGCUAGAGCUUGUAGUUGGUCGAAAUGCGCGACUUCUUUAUAGUGCUUGUUUAUAUGAUGUCGUAACAACUUAUUUCUACACUUAUGAUCGUAAUAGUGAUUAGGGGUGAGCAGCGGGCGGUCGGGGUCGAUUUUUUGAUCAAACCGCCCUCGAACCAACCACAAAUGGGUAGAUAUAUUGUAAAAUCGACUUCAGCCGUUACUUCCAACAAAAUCGGCCGAUUUGACAGUCAGUCGGUCGGUCGGUCGGUUUUGGUCAGUGUUUUUUUCUUCUUCUUCUUAUUUCCUCUCAUCCUCCUAUGUUUCUUACUUUCUUUUCUUU